This is a messenger RNA of Lacerta agilis (Sand lizard), 819 nucleotides long. Its product is annotated as zinc finger and BTB domain-containing protein 11-like. The record is from RefSeq and is a predicted model, not a curated record. NCBI's taxonomy places the organism in Eukaryota, Metazoa, Chordata, Lepidosauria, Squamata, Lacertidae. Gene Ontology annotation, biological process: regulation of transcription by RNA polymerase II. Gene Ontology annotation, molecular function: RNA polymerase II cis-regulatory region sequence-specific DNA binding; DNA-binding transcription factor activity, RNA polymerase II-specific; protein binding.
AUGACUGGAAACAGCUCCUUUUUUGAUGAAAAGUUUUCCGAAGUACUCACUGUUGGCUGCCAAUAUAGAUUUGUGUGCUUUGUACACUUCACCCUCUGCUACCAGCGCUGGCAGUGGGACCAGCAGCACUUCGCCGAGCUCAAGGUGGUGCUGCAGGCUGAGCUCAUCCAAGCACAGCACCUGGAGCCUGACGGUGCCCACCAGACGCGCCUGCAGACCUGGCAGCACCUCUCCAAGUGCUACUUGUGGCAAAGUAUUCUGAAGCAAGCUAAAAAUUAUAUUAAGGAAUGCAGCAAAUGCCAAGAAAAAUUGGAUUGUUCCAGAUCUUUGUCUGAUCCUUCUGAAAUGCCGGAAGAACUAGGUUUAGACACAAUAUCUCACAAAGAUAGUAAUGAAACAGAUGAUGAAUUAAAUAACUCAGCGUCGCUUCCAGCAGCUUUGCCAAAACCUGUGAAAAAGAAGCAACAUGAGCUUGCUUUUGUUGAUAGCAAAGGUAUUGUGAAACAAACAUCUCCAAACCGUUCUCUUUCAGUCUUAAACCAACUGAAUCAGCAGCGGCUUUCCAAUCAGUUUUGUGAUGUUACUUUGCUUAAUGAAGGUGAAGUGUACAAAGCACACAAAUCUAUAUUGGCAGCCAACAGUGAGUACUUCAGAGAACUUUUAAUUGAAAAAGGAGCUGUUUCCAGUCAUGAAGCUGUGGUGGAUCUUUCAGGCUUUUGCAAGGCCAGCUUCCUCCCUUUGCUAGGAUUUGCUUAUACCUCAGAGCUGACGUUUGAUUUCUGCAAUGUGAAUGGGCAGAGCAAAGCCGCCCAUCUGUGA